AUGCAGCUUCAAGUCACGGCAGAGGCCAGGACGGCCCGCCCGCAAGCGCGCGGGGUCGCCGUCCGGGCCACGGCGCGUGCGGGCCUGGCGCACGUGUCGCGUAGGGGUGCGCGGCACGCGUCCCAGACCGCAGCGUUCUCCGGGAGCGCUGCGCGGGGUGCCCUUUCCACCCGCAGCAGGGCGCCCGGCCGGCAGGCGCGGCGCGGCGCGGUCCGCGUCACCGCGGUCUUCGAGCGCUUCACGGAGCGCGCCAUCAAGGCCAUGAUCAUCGCGCAGCAGGAGACCAAGAAGCUCGGGAGCGUCCAGGUCGACACCGAGCACAUCCUGCUCGGGCUCAUCGCGGAGUGCCAGCAGAGCGCGGUCGGGUCCCCGGAGUUCAUGGGCACCAACAUCUCGAUCGACCAGGCCCGGCAGGUGGCCAAGACGCUCUACGGCAAGGCCGGACCAGUCAAGAUGGCCGUCCGCGACCUCGGCUUCUCGCCCUGCGUCAAGGCCGUCUUCGAGGCCUCCGUCAUGGAGAGCAAGCGCCUGAAGGUCAACUUCAUCGGCCCGGAGCACAUCCUGGUGGCCAUGCUCAAGAUGAACGACACCGCCGCCGCGCGCAUCCUCCUCCACCUCGGCGUGAGCGUCGAGGCCGUCAAGACCGAGGCGAUGCGGCGGAUCGCCGCGGAGGCCGACGCCGAGCUCGGGCGCGACCCCUCGCGCGCGCCGUCGCGCCCGGCGACCGCGGCGAGCUCGUCCAAGGCGGGCGCGGCCCCCGAGGAGGAGGAGGGCCCGUCGGCGCUGGACGAGUUCGCGACGGACCUCACGGAGCGCGCCGCGGCGGGCAAGAUCGACCCGGUCAUCGGGCGCGAGGACGAGACGGAGCGCGUGAUCCAGGUCCUGGGGCGGCGCCAGAAGAACAACCCCAUCCUGCUGGGCGACCCGGGCGUGGGCAAGACGGCGAUCGCGGAGGGGCUCGCGCUGUGCAUCGUGCGCGGGACGACGCCGAGCGGGGAGGCGCUGCCGGAGUUCCUGCGCGAGGUGCGCGUGAUGCAGGUGGACGUGGGGCUCAUGGUGGCGGGCGCCAAGGAGCGCGGGGAGCUGGAGAAGCGGGUGACGGACAUGGUGCGCGAGGCGAGGGAGGACCCGAACGUCGUGCUCCUCAUCGACGAAAUCCACACCGUCGUCGGGGCCGGGUCGGCGUCGCGCGGGUCGGGCGGCGGGCUGGACAUCUCCAACCUGCUGAAGCCCGCGCUGGCGCGCGGCGAGCUGCGCUGCAUCGGCGCGACGACCCUGGACGAGCACCGGAAGCACAUCGAGAAGGACCCCGCGCUGGAGCGCCGGUUCCAGCCCAUCAUGAUUGACGAGCCCACGGAGGGGGAGACGGCCGACAUCCUCAAGGGCCUCCUGCACACCUACGAGCACCACCACGGGGUCAAGUACACGCCCGAGGCGCUCGAGGCGUGCGUGGCGCUGUCGUCGCGCUACAUCCAGGACCGGAAGCUGCCGGACAAGGCGAUGGACGUGCUGGACGAGGCCGGGUCGCGCGCGCGCAUCAUCGCGCACGAGUCCGCGGCCAACCUCCCCCUCGACACGGCCGAGGUCGCCGAGCGCCAGCGCCGCCGCACCGCCGACGGGCAGAUCCGCGGCCCCGCCAGCUCCCUCACGCGCGCGCAGCACUGCGUCGCGCGCCGCGAGUUCGCCGCCGACCUCCGCGGCCUCCAGCUCGCGCGCGACGAGGCCGCGGCCCGCGGGCACUACCGCGACGCGGCGCGGCUGCAGGAGCAGGUGAUCAAGCUGGAGUCGACGCAGAUGGGGCGCGCGGACCAGGCGGCGAUGCUGCCGGUGGUGGACGUGGACGACAUCGAGCACGUGGUGGCGGAGUGGAGCGGCGUGCCCGUCCAGAAGCUGCACGGGGAGGAGAUGGAGCGGCUGCAGACGCUGGAGGGGCGCAUCAAGGACCACGUGGUCGGGCAGGACGUGGCCGUGGAGGCGGUGUGCCGCGCGAUGCUGCGCGCGCGCACGGGCCUGAAGGACGCCGCGCGGCCGAUCGCGAGCAUGAUGUUCUGCGGGCCGACGGGCGUGGGCAAGACGGAGCUGAGCCGGGCGCUGGCGGAGGAGUACUUCGGGGACCGGGAGGCGAUGAUCCGGCUGGACAUGAGCGAGUACCUGGAGAAGCACUCGACGUCGAAGCUCAUCGGGUCGCCGCCCGGGUACGUGGGGUACGGCGACACGUCGACGCUGACCGAGCAAGUGCGGCGCAACCCGCACCGCCUCGUGCUGCUCGACGAGAUCGAGAAGGCGCACCCGGACGUCCUGCAGAUCCUCCUCCAGGUGCUGGAGGACGGCCGCCUGACGGACUCGAUGGGCCGCACGGUGUCGUUCAAGGACACGCUGAUCGUGCUGACGUCCAACAUCGGCUCGGCGCAGAUCGCCGGCGGCGGCAGCCAGCUGGGCUUUGACAUUGGCGCCCCGGGCGAGACGGCCGCCGAGCACCGCCACGCGCGCGUCCGCGAGCUCGUCAUGGACGAGCUCAAGGCGCACUACCGCCCCGAGCUCCUCAACCGCCUCGACGAGGUCGUCGUCUUCCACCACCUCACCCAGCCCGACAUUGCGCACAUCGUCGACCUCGAGCUCGACAAGACCCGCGGGCGCCUCGCGCAGCAGAGCAUCGGGCUCGAGCUCACGCAGCGCGCGGUGGACUUCGUCGUCGCGGAGGGCUUCGACCCGGAGUACGGCGCGCGGCCGGUGCGGCGCGCCGUGCAGAGCCUGGUGGAGGACAAGCUGUCGGACGCGCUGCUGACGCGGUCGCUGCGGCCCGGGGACGUGGCGGUGGUCGACGCGGACGGCGUGAGCACGUGCGUCACGAGCAAGGCCGCGCUGGCCAGCACGUCGGACCCGGACGACCUCCUGGCCAUGGCGGGCGGCGACGGCGACGACGCCACGCCGGAGCAGGAGGAGGCCGCGGGGAUCGAGGGGGAGUCCGCGACGGACGAGGUCGUGCGCGUCACGCGCUACGACUGGUGA
This is a messenger RNA of Pedinophyceae sp. YPF-701, 3009 nucleotides long. NCBI's taxonomy places the organism in Eukaryota, Viridiplantae, Chlorophyta, Pedinophyceae. The record is from the annotation of a GenBank genome assembly.